Jatropha curcas is the source of this 2709-nucleotide messenger RNA. It is a transcript of the gene CHX20, whose product is annotated as cation/H+ exchanger 20. The record is from RefSeq and is a predicted model, not a curated record. NCBI's taxonomy places the organism in Eukaryota, Viridiplantae, Streptophyta, Magnoliopsida, Malpighiales, Euphorbiaceae. Gene Ontology annotation, biological process: regulation of pH; proton transmembrane transport. Gene Ontology annotation, cellular component: endomembrane system; membrane. Gene Ontology annotation, molecular function: antiporter activity.
UUCUGUAUUCUACAAUCAUCGCCUUCCUUUUAUGUCAGGUCAUUAUUUCCAUCUUCAGAUCAGUUAAUCAUGUCCUUAAACAUAACUUCCGUUAAAACUUCAUCAAAUGGAGCUUGGCAAGGAGAUAAUCCUCUUCACUUUGCCUUCCCAUUAUUGAUUGUCCAGACUACCUUAAUUCUUGUCGUCAGCCGCUUUUGCGCCUUCCUUCUCAAGCCUCUCCGCCAACCUAAAGUCAUUGCUGAGAUGAUUGGUGGGAUAAUAUUAGGGCCAUCGGCUUUGGGACGAAUUACAAACUACAAGAACUUGAUUUUUCCAAAUUGGAGUAUUCCAAUACUCGAUUCUGUAGCAAGCAUUGGUCUUUUGUUUUUUAUUUUCCUUGUAGGUCUCGAGCUCGAUUUAUCAUCACUUCGCCGGAGUAGCAAGCGUGCUUUUGGCAUAGCUUUUGCCGGAAUCUCUCUCCCUUUCGUCUCUGGAAUAGGCAUAGCCUUCAUUCUUCGAAAGGCAGUCAAAGGGCAAGACCAAGUCGAUUAUGUUCCAUUCUUCCUAUUCAUGGGAGUUUCACUUUCCAUCACGGCUUUCCCUUUACUCGCCCGGAUUCUAGCAGAGGUCAAACUAUUAACCACUAAUAUAGGCCAGAUCGCCAUGGCUGCCGCUGCGUUCAAUGACGUCGCUGCAUGGAUAUUACUUGCAUUAGCCGUCGCUAUGGCCGCAGACAAAAACAAAAGUCCAUUAAUAUCAAUAUGGGUACUUCUUUCGGCUCUUGCAUUUGUUAUUUUUAUGUUAAUAGUGAUCCGACCCGCCAUGGCAUGGGUUGCCCGUCGCUGCUCGCCGGAACAUGACGUGGUGGAUGAAGCUUAUAUAUGUUUGACCUUAGGCGGUGUAAUGGUAUCAGGAUUUAUAACUGAUGUUAUAGGAAUACAUUCGAUUUUUGGUGCAUUUAUUUUUGGAUUAACGAUUCCUAAAGGAGGAGAAUUUGCGGAGAGAUUGUUAGAGAGGAUUGAAGACUUUAUUUCUGGUUUGCUUCUUCCAUUGUAUUUUGCGUCGAGUGGAUUAAAGACAGACGUGGCUACGAUUCGCGGUGGAAGAGGGUGGGGGCUUUUGGCUCUUGUUAUAACGACGGCGUGUGCUGGGAAGAUUAUCGGAACGUUUGUUGUUGCGAUGAUGUUUAUGAUUCCGGUGAGAGAGUCGUUGACGCUCGGUGUCUUGAUGAAUACUAAGGGAAUGGUAGAACUUAUCGUCCUCAGAAUUGGCAAGGAAAAGAAAGUGUUAGGCGACGAAGUAUUUGCCAUUUUAGUACUAAUGGCAUUCUUCACUACCUUCAUAACAACUCCAGCAGUCAUGGCAAUCUACAAACCGGCGCGUCGUAGCAAUGCAACGUCCACACCCACUACUUGUCGCAAGCUGGGCGACUUAUCUUCAACAAAUAACUUCAAAGACGAGCUACGCAUUCUUGCAUGUCUUCAUGGUCCAGGAAACGUACCCUCGCUCAUUAGCCUGAUUGAGUCAAUUCGCAGUACAAAAAAAUCCCAACUCAAACUGUUUAUUAUGCACCUCGUUCAACUCACUGAGCGAUCCUCUUCCAUCAUCAUGGUUCAACGUAUGCGGAAAAAUGGACUGCCUUUUAUUAACCGUCUGCGCCGUGGAGUGUGGCAUGAUCGGGUGGCCGGAGCAUUCCAAGCUUACAGUGAGCUUGGUCGGGUAUCGGUUCGACCCUCAACAACUAUAUCUCCAUUGUCAACUAUGCAUCAAGAUAUCUGCCAUGUGGCAGAGACUAAAAGAGUGACUUUGAUUAUUUUGCCUUUUCACAAACAAUGGAAAGCCGGGGAUGAUGGUGUGGAGGUUAUAGAAAAUGUAGGCCAUGAAUGGAGAGGGGUUAAUCAGAAAGUUUUAAAGAAAUCGCCAUGUUCAGCAGCGAUCUUCGUUGACCGUGGAUUUGGGAAUGGGCCCCAAACUCCAGAACCUAAUGGUGUUGUGGCACAUAAGAUAUGUGUUAUAUUCUUUGGCGGAGGAGAUGAUCGCGAGGCGUUGGAGUUGGGUGGUAGAAUGGCAGCGCAUCCGGGGAUUAAGGUUAGUGUUGUGAGAUUUUUGGAAAAAGAAGCGGUGCAGAGCAAAGCUACUUUGUCAUUACCUUCUUCUCCAUGGUAUCAUAGCUACAGCUUUUCUACAGCAACAAUCAACCCAGAAAAACAAAAGGAAAUGGAUGAUAGUGCACUGGCAGAAUUUCGAAGGAAGUGGGAUGGAACAAUAGAAUACAUAGAGAAGGCAGCUAAUAACAUUGUACAAGAGGUUUUAGAAAUAGGAAGAAGCAAAGAUUAUGAUCUUAUUGUUGUUGGGAAAGGGCGGAUUCCGUCAACUAUGGUGGCAGAAUUGGCACACCACCACCAACCAGAGCAUGCAGAGUUGGGGCCAACUGGGGAUAUGUUAGCCUCGUCGAGGCACGGUGUUUUGUCUUCUGUGCUUGUAAUUCAACAACAUGUUUUAGCACAUUCAGAGGAGGUCUGAGAAACAUUUCAAAAAGGUAGUACUUUUCCAGCACCUUCUAGUAAUAAUAUACAUGAAGCUUAUCAAAAAAAAAAGUUUAUGAACUUUUAAGUUGUAAUUCAUUACAAAAUCUUGUAUGAUAUCUUUUAAAAUAUUUUAAGUAUCAGUCUCGCAUUGUGAUUGGGCAACAUUUCAUUAUAUAUAUUUUUAAUAUUUAAGUUUCAGAAA